CUUUUUUUUUUUUUUUUUUUUUUUUUCAUAAUCUUCAUUAUAGGCUUCUAAUUUAUAAACUCUGUGUUUUUCCUCUCCUUGAUUUCAUAAAUUUGAUACACACAACAAGAAAAAUAAAUAAAUUAUACACAAUGGGAGAGGAGAAAACAAAUUAGAGAAAAAUAAGCCCAUUAUUUUGACCAAAUUCGCUUACAUUAGGAUUUUUCGUUAAUGGUUGAUCAAAUUUGAUAGAGUCGCCUUCGGAAACAAGAAGUUCUAGUCCGGGAGGGAUAAUAUUUUGAAACAUAAAGGCUUCAUCCUUAACAAAAGAAAAUGAAAGAUAUAGCGGGCGAGUUCUAACAAAAGAAGAAGCUGCUAGAUUUUCAAAAAAACAGAAGAAACAACUUUGGCUUCUGUGAAGAAUGGAGUUUGAUACUUCUCCGAUCAAUCGCUGCUCCAAAAGAAACGAGAAGAUUUAUCAAGAAUGGUUUAGUUCUGCUGAUUCGGAUGGAGAUGGACGUCUCAUCGGAAAGGAUGCCACCAGCUUCCUUGCAAUGUCGAACUUGCCUCGUGAAGAUCUCAAGCAGGUGUGGGCAAUUGCAGAUUCCAAACGGCAAGGAUAUCUCGGUUUCAAAGAGUUUAUAACAGCAAUGCAGUUGGUAUCUUUGGCUCAAGCUGGCCGUGCAGUGGCAAGCGAUUUCUCAAAUGCCGAAGUUGAUUUCGAAAAUUUGGAGGUACCUUCAAUGGAAGGUCUGGAUAAACUUCUAGCUAAGAAGAAGCGUGUCGCCAAAUGGGUACCUGACAGCAACGGCAGUCUUACGCAAUCUCCACGAGCUAAUUGGUUUUCAUCAUCAAAAUCUGCAAAGAAGAUCCCUUCGAACUAUGUCACAUCAAUAAUCGAUGGACUGAAGAAGUUGUACGUCAAGAAACUAAAGCCACUGGAAGUUGCAUACCACUACAGUGAUUUUGUCUCUCCGUUGUUGGCAAAUAGUGAUUUCGAUGCCAAACCAAUGGUGAUGCUUUUAGGUCAAUACUCGACUGGUAAAACGACCUUCAUUAAGCAUUUACUCAGAACUAGCUAUCCAGGUGCUCAUAUUGGACCGGAGCCUACAACAGACAGAUUCGUUGUCGUUAUGAACGGACCUGAUGAAAGAAGUAUUCCGGGGAACACAAUAGCCGUUCAGGCAGAUAUGCCGUUUAGUGGGCUAACAUCUUUUGGCACAGCGUUUUUGUCUAAGUUUGAAUGUUCUCAAAUGCCGCAUCCUCUGUUGGAGAACAUCACACUUGUCGAUACGCCUGGAGUUUUAUCAGGUGAAAAGCAACGAACGCAGAGGAGCUAUGAAUUUACGGGGGUGACAUCUUGGUUUGCUGCUAAGUCUGAUCUCAUUCUGCUAUUGUUUGAUCCUCACAAACUUGAUAUUAGCGAUGAAUUCAAACUUGUGAUUGCAUCUCUUCAAGGUCACGAUGAUAAGAUUCGGGUGGUAUUGAACAAGGCCGAUCAAGUCGAUACCCAACAACUUAUGAGGGUCUAUGGAGCGUUGAUGUGGUCGUUGGGUAAAGUUCAGAAUACGCCGGAAGUUUCGCGUGUCUACAUUGGAUCAUUUAAUGACAAACCUAUCGACGAGGAUCUCACGGGGCCUUUAGGGAAAGAACUUUUCGAAAAGGAACAAGAUGAUCUACUUACAGACCUGAAAAACAUACCAAAAAAGGCUUGUGAUCGCCGUAUAAAUGAAUUCGUAAAGCGUGCUAGAGCUGCAAAGAUACACGCAUAUAUCAUAAGUCACUUGAAAAAGGAGAUGCCCGCGAUGAUGGGCAAAGCAAAGACUCAGAAAAAACUCAUCGAUAACUUGGAAGAUGUAUUCGUAAAGGUAUCUAUCCCCCAUUAA
Molecule: messenger RNA, 1865 nt
Organism: Capsicum annuum
Lineage: Eukaryota; Viridiplantae; Streptophyta; Magnoliopsida; Solanales; Solanaceae
Product: EH domain-containing protein 1-like
Exons: 16
Coding region: 402-1865 (487 amino acids)
Biological process (GO): endocytosis; endosomal transport
Cellular component (GO): intracellular membrane-bounded organelle; cytoplasm; plasma membrane
Molecular function (GO): GTP binding; calcium ion binding; protein binding
Source: RefSeq, a predicted model, not a curated record